Engraulis encrasicolus (European anchovy) is the source of this 1644-nucleotide messenger RNA. It is a transcript of the gene svopa, whose product is annotated as SV2 related protein a. Lineage: Eukaryota; Metazoa; Chordata; Actinopteri; Clupeiformes; Engraulidae. Gene Ontology annotation, biological process: transmembrane transport. Gene Ontology annotation, molecular function: transmembrane transporter activity. The record is from RefSeq and is a predicted model, not a curated record. Gene Ontology annotation, cellular component: membrane. The coding region runs from base 1 to 1644 and encodes 547 amino acids. The transcript is spliced from 16 exons.
AUGGAUGAAGAUUUGUUCCAGCUUCGACAGCUUCCAGUGGUGAAAUUUCGCCGCACGGGUGAGAGCUCCCGCUCGGAUGAUGAGCACGUGGACAGGGAGGGCAUCCCGACAAGCACCUCUCACACCCAUCUGGACCCAGCUGGACUGGACAGUGAUGGGGCUUCGGUUCCGAGGGAGUUUGCCAACCCCACUGAUGAUACCUACAUGGUGGAGGAUGCUGUUGAGGCAAUUGGUUUUGGGACGUUCCAGUUGAAGUUGUCAAUCCUCACUGGUCUAUCAUGGAUGGCGGACGCCAUGGAGAUGAUGAUCCUGAGUAUUCUGGCUCCUCAGCUGCACUGCGAGUGGAGGUUACCCAGCUGGCAGGUGGCCCUACUUACAUCGGUUGUUUUUAUCGGGAUGAUGGUCAGCUCCUCCUUAUGGGGCAACAUAUCGGAUAAGUACGGUAGGAAAACAGGCCUAAGAAUGAGUGUGUUGUGGACGCUGUUCUACGGUGCUCUCAGCGCCUUCUCCCCCAUCUACGGCUGGAUUUUGGUUCUCCGUGCUUUAGUGGGCUUUGGAAUUGGUGGCGCACCACAAUCUGUAACCCUGUAUGCAGAGUUCCUACCCAUGAAGUCCAGGGCAACGUGUAUACUUCUGAUUGAGAUAUUCUGGGCGUUUGGCACAGUGUUUGAGGUGUUGCUGGCCAUCAUGGUGAUGCCAACCCUGGGCUGGCGCUGGCUGCUGGCCUUCUCAACGUUGCCACUUUGCCUUUUUGCUGUCCUUUGCUUCUGGCUUCCUGAGAGUGCCCGUUAUGAUGUGCUGACUGGAAACCAGGAGAAAGCACUUAACACCCUUAAACGCAUCGCCAAGGAGAACAAUGUGCCUAUGCCUUUAGGCAAGCUCAUUGCUGCAAGACAGGAGGAGAGAGGAAAGAUCCGUGACCUGUUUUCUCCAGACCUCCGCCUGACAACUAUCUUGCUCUGGUUCAUAUGGUUCUCAAAUGCGUUCUCCUACUAUGGUCUUGUCCUCCUGACUACAGAGCUCUUCCAGGAGGGAGAUACUUGUGGAGAGCUCAGAGCCAGCAAAGAGGCUGUCUGCAGUCUGGAGUGCAAAUACCUGAACUCAGAUGACUACAAAGAUCUCCUCUGGACAACUCUUUCCGAAUUCCCAGGGCUGCUGGUGACCCUGUGGGCCAUUGACCGUAUAGGUCGGAGGAAGACCAUGGCUCUGUGUUUCAUUACCUUCGCCAUUUGCAUUCUGCUCCUCUAUGCGUGUGUUGGCAGGACUUAUCUGACUGUGCUCAUCUUCAUUGCUCGAGCUUUCAUCGCCGGAGGUUUUCAAGCUGCAUACGUUUACACUCCUGAGGUGUACCCCACCGCCACCAGAGCGCUGGGCCUGGGCACCAGCAGUGGGAUGGCCAGAGUCGGGGCCCUCAUCACCCCCUUUGUGGCACAGGUGAUGCUGCAGUCGUCGCUGUACCUCACCCUGUCGGUGUACUGCUGCUGCUGCCUGCUGGCCGCCGUGGCUGCCUGCCAGCUGCCCAUCGAGACCACGGGCCGCGGCCUGCAGGAGUCCAGCCGCUGCGACUGGGGCCAGGAGAUGACGGGACGCGACGCGGCCCACAGCCCCGCUCCAGUCAGAGUCUCAACUCACUCCACGGACUGA